AUGGGCUGCUGCUACAGCAACGCCGAGGCGAACGCCUACGUCAUGGACUGCACGAGCCGCGCGACCGUGGGCAUCUCGAACAUCUUCCUGGGCUACGCCAUCCUGCGCUACGCGGCCAAGGAGGCGGGCUGCGAGCGCAUCCACGCCGACGGCAUCUGCGGCAAGCGCCUCGAGUCCGGCCUCCGCGCGAGCUCGCUGCUCACGGUCAUGCUCACCGUCGGCUACCUGGCGACGGCCGCGUGCCUGCCGCUCGUCGGCACGCUCGUCGACUACACGCCGCGGCGCCGCGCCGUGGGGCUCGGCACGGCCUACGCGCUCAUCUUCAUCCAGAUCAUCGAGAUCGGCGUCUCCGAGCGGAGCUGGCCCGCGGUCGCCGCGCUCCAGGUCGAGGCGCAGGUCGUCUACCUGCUGCACCUCGUGCCCCAUUUUGCGUACAUCCCGGAGCUCACGCGCGACGACCGCGAGGCCGCGGCGAUCCAGGCGUCGGGCCUCGGCGGCGGCUACGGCGCGAGCCUGGGCAUGCUCGCGGUGCUCGUCGGCUUCGGCGGCGGGCCCGUCGACACCGCGCGGCUCGCGCAGGGCCUCUCGGGCUUCGCGCUCGUGGCGACGCUGCCCUACGCGUGGCACGCGCUGAACGGGGACCGGCCGGCGCUCCAGGCGCUCCCUCCGGGCGGGUCGCUGCUCACCGAGGGCUUCGCGAGCCUCCGGCGGACGGCGGCGACGACGCGGACGGAGUACCCGGAGCUCUGGAAGCUGCUGCUCGGGCUGAGCUGCUGGGAGGCGUCGACGUCGGCGUUCCUGAACCUGCUGCCGACGUACCUCGCCGUCUUCGCGGGCAUGACGGCGACGCAGAUCGGCUCGUGCCUCGGCGUCGCGCUCGUCGCGACGCUCGGCGGCGCGUUCCUCAGCAAGGUGCUCCUGCGGCGCUGCUCCUGCAAGGCCGUCGUCGUCGGCGCGUUGUCGUUCCUCUGCCUGCUCGCGUUCCUCAUGCCGCUCGCCGUCGCGGGGCCCCAGCACAAGGACGCGCUCUACGGCUUCGGCUUCCUCGUCGGCCUCGGGAACGGCGUCGUCUACCCGGCGCAGCGCGUGCUGUUCACGAAGCUCAUCCCCGGCGGCCGCGAGGCGCAGAUGUGGGGCAUCUACUCCUUCGCCGGGGCCGUCUGGGUCUGGGUGCCGCCCCUCGUCUUCACGGUCAUCAACGAGGUCGUCGGCAUGCGCUUCGCGAUCUGGUCCCUCUGCGCCCUCUACGCCGUGGGCAUCCCCCAGGGCCUGCGCAUCGACCUCGCGAAGGCGGAGAAGGACGUCGCGGUGCUCGUCGACGGCUGUCGCAUGCCCGAGCUCGAGGACAAGGACUCCGGGCCGCGAGACUGGGGAUGGCUCGCGUGGGACCAUUCGGCGCGGGAAGUCGCUUCCGUCGUGUCGUGCCCGAACCAGCACCAGCGCCUGAUCGCGACGACGACGAACGACUACUUCGAGAUCUUGCUCAAGAACGACAAGCGUUGGAAGUACGGGGACGGCGACCACGCGAAGGCGGCGCUCCGCUUCGUGACCUACGUCGACGGCCACAUCAUGGAGAAGCUCCUCGUCGACCCGGGCGACGAGUCGGUCAUCGAGGGCCAGGACGUCUCGAGCGACAAGCGCUACGGCAUCCGCCGCAUGCGCUUCGCGCCCCUGCGGCCGGAGAGCUCGCGCGAGGGCGCCGCGACGGGCGCGCGCGCACCCCAGGCGGGAAAAAUCGACGUCAUCGUCCGCGCCGUGCGCUCCAUCACCUACGAGGACGAGGACGACGGCUACGACAGCUACGGCUACCCCUAUUCGUCGUCCGAGGAGGAGGACGAGGCGGACAUGGGCUUCAAGCCGCCGCCCGACUCGUCGCAGGCGGCGACGCUCGGCAACGCCGAGAAGAAGCGCCUCUUCGGCCUCGAGGCCGCCUUCGACGACGAGGUCGCAUUCGGCGCCGAGAUCAAGUCGACGCGGACCAAGUGCUUCGUCGACUACGACCAGGACGCCGUCGUCGCGACCUUCUCCUUCCGCUACGCCGCCAUCGAGGGCCUCCAGAUCGCCAAGACGAACCCCAAGGCCUGGCAGGACUGGCAGUGGCGCCAGAUCGAGGCCGCGCGCGUCGCGUCGCGCGAGCUCCGGAAGUCGCUCCGAGGGGGCUUCGCGGUCACGGAGCCGCCGUCGUACCUCUUCUCGUCGCGGCUCUCGUCGCUCGAGGGCGCCGGCGCGCCGCGCGCCGUCGGCGACGCGGCCGCGCUCGACGCGGCGCUCCGCGGCGAGGGAUUCAAGCUCGCAGGCGAGGCGUCGUCCUUCUUCGCGGCGUGCUCGCGCCAGCUCUGCGGCACCGCGGGGCUUGCGGGCUACGUCGAGCACGCCGUCGUCGAAGAGCUCGUCGCCUGCGAGCGCUUCCCGCGCAAGAAGGAUUGGGUCCACGGCGAUUACGAGGUGCGCAUGGACCGCGACGAGCUGUGCGACGAGACCUUCGAGGACGAAUACGGGUACCUCUAUCGCGGCGCGAAGUCGCCGAUCAAGACGGCGAAAGCGUGGCUCGAGUUCGUCAAGGCGCGCCGCGCGGCGCACGGCACGCUCGCCGCCGGCCAGAUCUACGACGACGACCUCGCGCUCAGCGACGAACCGCCGCCGCUCGUGCCCGGCGACCACGUCCUCGUCCGCGCGGCCAAGGGCGCGGAGCUCGAGGAGUCGCCGGCGAAGGGCCGGUCGAAAAAGGUCGCGCGCAAGUCCACCGCGGGCAAGGCGCCGCGCAAGCAGCUCGUUACCAAGGCGGUUCGGGCGAGCUUCGAAGUCGAGAUGGACGAGCAGGACAAGGAGGACAAGAUGCUCAUCGUCCCCACGAAGGAGCAGCUCGUCGACUACGAGGCCGUCGUCCUCGCGGCCGGCACGACGGACUCGGAGGUCCGCGUCAAGCAGGUCGGCAGCGCGCACACGGAGACGCUGAGCCGCAACUCCAAGCGCCUCGGCGUCGGCGUCACGUCGCGGCGCGGCGCGGCCGUCGCCGAGAUGCAGAUCGAAAUGUUCGCGCAGGCCUUCUCGAACGUCUUCGGCGUCAUGCUCUACCUGUUGAUGGUCUCCGGGCAGGACAAAAAUCUGCGCGUCGUGCGCGUCAUGCCGCGGCCCGGCCGCCGCGUCCUCAUCAACGGCGUCGCCGUGGCGCACCUCGGCGGCGCCUUCGACUCCAUCCAGCGCCACCACGACAUCAUCGAGAUCGGCGACGAGAGCGACGAAGACGAGGCGCCGCUGCCCGCGCCGCGGAAGAAGAGCCGGACGGCCAAGUUCUCGAAGUUCAAGAAGGAGCCCGGCGGCGUCAAGGCGGAGAGACGCUUCACGCUCGACGCCGGCGCCCAGGACGAGCCCGACCUCGUCGCCGUCGCCCAGAUGGACGACGACGACCCGUACGUAAUGAAGAGCCUCUCGAUGAGUGAACGUGCGGAGAAGAUCAAGACCAUGGACAAGGACGCGAUCGCGUCGGCCUCGGUGCUCGUCGACGGGUGCCGCAUGCCCGAGCUCGAGGACAAGGACUCGGGGCCGCGGAACUGGGACUUCUUGGCGUGGGAUCUUCCCGAGCGCGAAGUGAAGAGCGUGCGGGAAUGCGAGAACCAGCACCAGCGCCUCAUCGCGACCGCGACGGACGACUACUUCGAGGUUCUGGUCACGAACGACCAGCCGUUGGCAUUGAGCUCCGAGGACGAAAACCUGCUGCGGUUCUCGACGUACGUCGACGGCCUCCGGAUCGACAACCUGAUCGUCGACCCGCAGACCGACGCGAUCAUCCAAGGGCAGCACGUCAGCAGCUCCCGGCAGUUCGGCGUUCGGCGCAUGCGCUUCGCGCCGCUGCGGCCGGACAGCUCCCGCGAGGGCGCGGCCCGGGACGUGCGCGCGUCGCAGGCGGGCCGCAUCGACGUCAUCGUGCGGCAGGUGCGCAGCAUCGAAAUGGACGAGGACUUCGGCUACGAUCCCUGGAUCGAUCACCGGCACUACGGCUCUUCCGACGAGGACGAGGACGAGGACGCGGGCUUCGCGCCGGCGCCCGACACGUCGCUCGCGGCGACGCUCGGCAACGCCGAGAAGAAGCGCGUCUUCGGCCAGGAGGCCGCCUUCGACGAUCAAGUCGCGACCGGCGGCGCCCUGAAGGCCACGCGAUCGAAGUGCACCGUCGUCUACGACGUGGACAGCGUCCUCGCGACCUUCUCCUUCCGCUACGCCGCCAUCGAAGGCCUGCAGAUUUCCAAGACGAACCCCAAGGCCUGGCAGGACUGGCAGUGGCACCAGAUCGAGGAAGCGCGCGUCGCGUCGCGCGAGCUGCGGAAGUCGCUCCGCGGGGGCUUCGCGGUCACGGAGCCGCCGUCGUACCUCUUCUCGUCGCGGCUCUCGCCCCUCGAGGGCGCGGGCGCGCCGCGCGCCGUCGGCGACGCGGCCGCGCUCGACGCGGCGCUACGCGGCGAGGGCUUCAAGCUCGCGGGCGAGGCGUCGUCCUUCUUCGCGGCGUGCUCGCGCCAGCUCUGCGGCACCGCGGGGCUCGCGGGCUACGUCGAGCACGUCGUCGUCGAGGAGCUCGUCAAAUGCGAGCGCUUCCCGCGCAAGAGCGAAGGAAAGGGCUACACCAAGCACGAGAUUCGGCAGCAGAAGGACUGGUACUUCGACAAUGAGUACGGGAGGCUCUUUCGGGCUGGAAAGUCGCCCAUCAAGACGGCGAAGCAGUGGCUCGAGUUCGUCAAGGCGCGCCGCGCGGCGCACGACGGCGCGAUGGCCGCGAACCAGAUCUACGACGACGCCCUCGCGCGCAGCGACGACCCGCCGCCGCUCGUGCCCGGCGACCACGUCCUCGUCCGCGCGGCCAAGGGCGCGGAGCUCGAGGAGUCCCCGAAGGGCCGCUCGAAAAAGAUCGCGCGCAAGUCCUACGCGGGCAUGGCGCCCCGCAAGCAGCUCGCGACGAUGUACCACGAGAAGAUGGCGGUCCUCCAGAAGGAGAAGGACGCGAAGCUCCUCGUCGUGCCCACGAAGGAGCAGCUCAUCGACUACGAGGCCGUCGUCCUCGCGGCCGGCACCACGGACUCGGAGGUCCAGGUCAAGCAGGUCGGCAGCGCGCACACGGAGACGCUGAGCCGCAACUCGAAGCGCCUCGGCGUGGGCUUGGCGUCGCGCCGCGGCGCCGCCGUCGCCGAGAUGCAGGUCGAAAUAUUCGCGCAGGCGUUUAGCAACGUCUUCGGCGUCAUGCUCUACCUCCUCAUGGUCAGCGGAUCAGACAAGAAGCUCCGCGUCGUGCGCGUCAUGCCACGCCCGGGCCGCCGCGUCCUUAUCAACGGCAUCGCCGUGGCGCACCUCGGCGGCGCCUUCGACUCCAUCGAACGCCACAACGAGAUCAUCGAGAUCCAGAGCGGGGACGAGAGCGACGAAGACGACGCGCCGCCGGCGCCGGCGCCGCCGCCGCGGAAGAAGUCCCGGACCUCCAAGUCCGCCAAGUUCAAGGCGGACCCCGGCGCCGUCAAGAGCGAGCGCCGCGCGUGAGCGCGCUCGAAAGCUCCCCGCGUAGUUCCCGCGUAGAGACGAGUAUGUGUUUCCAUCUCU
This is a messenger RNA of Aureococcus anophagefferens, 5583 nucleotides long. RefSeq lists its product as hypothetical. Lineage: Eukaryota; Pelagophyceae; Pelagomonadales; Pelagomonadaceae. Bases 1 to 5523 code for a protein of 1840 amino acids. Gene Ontology annotation, molecular function: structural constituent of chromatin; DNA binding. Gene Ontology annotation, cellular component: nucleosome. The transcript has 4 exons. The record is from RefSeq and is a predicted model, not a curated record.